GCAUAGAAAGUUGAAAUACGGGUAGGGGGAGAAAAAAAAUGAAGCCAUAGGAAAAAGACCCAUAUCCUGGCAAAUAUUUCUGAUCCGGAAGCACACCUUCUGUACGAGUAGUUCAGUCGACGCGGUUUCGAGCAGAUGGUGGGAUAUUUUAAUUUAUUCGCGUGUAUAUUUUAUUUUCGCUGACGAUAAGACACUAAAAGACGCGUAGACCGUUAAUAUCAACAUGGGUGCGGUUUAAAACCCUGCUGGAGUGGAAAUAAAAGCAGCCCGAGCUGGAAGUGAUCUUUUGGGAGCUGGUUUCCUGACAGUGAGAUGCGACGCCGCUAGGAUGAAGUUUCUGAUCAUUUUGACCCUCACGUUAGCCCCUUUAUGGGUUAAGUGCGCACUGAAUCCCAGAUCGGCGGAGAAGGAGCUGAGAAAUCAGGAAGAGGAGGAAGUGUUUGAGAGCCUCAGCUCAAUGCUGGCAGACUUCGAGGUGCUUCCUGCUUCCAGUCUCCAGCAGCACUCCUUAAGGAAGAGGGACGUCGACUCGCCGGCACAUGUCGAACGUCUAGUCAGCUUCACAGCUCUGAAGAAGCAUUUCAAGUUGUACCUGACCACCAACACUGAGCUUUUCACUGACCAUUUCAAAGCUGUGUUCAUAGAUGACAAAGGGUGGGAGAAGAAUUAUGAUGUUGAAAUGCAAAAUUACUUCAGAGGACAUGUAGUAGGUGAGGAGCAUUCGCGGGUGCAGGCCCACAUGGACGGAGAUGAAUUUUCAGCGCACAUUCUGACUGAUGAAGCCGAGUACAAUGUGGAGCCUUUAUGGAGGUUCACAGAGAAAGCCCCAGACAGUCGCCUGCUGGUGUACCGCUCUGAGGACAUCAAGAACAUUAGCCGACUGGCCUCACCCAAAGUAUGUGGCUACAUCAACGCUCAGGUUCCACAGUUGCUUCCGGAGGAGGCCAGAACAGCAGCAGUGGCACAGAAGGAUGGAGGCCAGAGAGUGCGGAGGCAGGCACACAACCACAAGAAGAACACCUGCACACUGCUACUGGUGGCAGACUACCGCUUCUACAAGCACAUGGGCCGUGAAGAAGAGAGCACCACACUGAACUAUCUGAUCGAGCUGAUUGACAGAGUGGAUGACAUCUACAGGAACACUUCAUGGGAUGAUGAGUUUAAAGGCUAUGGUGUACAGAUUCAUCAGAUCAUCAUAAACAAGUAUCCAACUAAAGUGUCUCCAGGACAGAUUCACUAUAAUAUGGAAGGAAGCCCACGAAAAGACAACCAAGUGUGGGAUGUCAAGAAGCUUCUAGAACAAUUCAGUUUGGACAUAGCAGAUAACGCUUCAGCCGUGUGCCUGGCUCAUCUCUUUACCUAUCAGGAUUUUGAUGAAGGCACUCUUGGACUUGCAUAUGUAGCCUCCUCCAGAGACCAGGCCUUGGGAGGACUCUGCUCAAAACCUUACUAUCCAGUCCCUUCGGUGAAGAAAGCCAGCUACCUGAACACUGGCUUAACCAGCACUAAGAACUAUGGCAAGACCAUUCUUACCAAGGAGGCAGACCUGGUGACCACUCACGAGCUUGGACACAACUUCGGAGCAGAACAUGACCCAGACAACAUUGCCUACUGUGCUCCAAGCGACGAGCAAGGAGGCAAGUUCGUAAUGUACCCCAUCGCCGUGAGUGGCGAUCAUUCGAACAACAAGCGGUUCUCCAACUGCAGCAAAGCCUCAGUGAGCCGGACUCUGAAGGUCAAGGCUCCACAGUGCUUCAAGGUACGCACCAGAAAUUUGUGUGGCAACUCUCGGGUUGAAGAAGGAGAAGAGUGUGACCCCGGGCUCCUCCAUCGCAACGAUGACCCCUGCUGUACAGCCAGCUGUAAGCUGAAAAAGGGUGUGCAGUGCAGUGACAGGAACAGUCCAUGCUGCUACAAAUGCAUGUUCCAAGAAGUUAAUAAGAUCUGCCAGGAGUCCAUCAAUGCCACCUGUAAAGCUAGCUCAUCAUGCACAGGCUACAGCAGUGAGUGUCCGUCUCCUGGAAAUCUGCCCGAUACGACAGAGUGUGUGGAUAGGGGCCGGUGCCGGGGAGGCGAGUGUGUUCCUUUUUGUGAGGCCACACAGAACCUUCGCUCCUGCGCGUGCAAUGAUACGGACAGCUCAUGUAAAGUCUGCUGUAAGAACUCAAGUGGACUGUGCACUCCUUUUAAAUUUGCAAAUGGAGAUUAUCUGUACCUGCGGAAGGGGAAGCCCUGCACCGUGGGCUUCUGCGAUGGCCAUGGUAAAUGCAUGAAGCAGGUACAAGAUGUUGUCGAGAGGUUGUGGGAUUUUAUUGACAAGCUGGACAUCAACUCAUUUGGGAAGUUCCUGGCUGACAAUAUAGUGGGCUCUGUGGUGGUCUUUUCCCUCAUCUUCUGGAUUCCUCUGAGCAUUCUGGUGCACUGUGUGGACAAGAAGCUGGACAGACAGUAUGAGGAGAACUCCAAGUCUCUAAUAUACCCCAGCAAUAUGGAAAUCCUGAGCAGUCUGGAGGGGGCUCCCAUGCGCAUCAUCAAAGCCCCCUUUCUUCCUCCUCCUCCUCCUCCUCCUUCUUCUGUUUCAGCAGCGCGACCCGUGCAGGGACACCCUGGCGGCACCAGCACAUCUUCGCCUACAGCCUCCUCUUCCGAGUCCAGAGCGGAUCCUUCGCGUAUGGCCACCAUCGAGGAGGACUCCAGCGGCGACUCUCCACCAGGGACAGCCUUCUCCCCGAGCUCUGCGGCAGCCAAGUCGUUCGAGGACCUCACCGAACAUUCACCACUAACCCAUCAGAACAGGCGACUGCAGAGACAAGCACGCGUCGAGAGUAAAGAGACCGAGUGCUGAGAGAUGCACGCUCCGUCCAGUUCGCACUUCCACACUCUCUCCGCUGCAAGUACGCACUUUGGUACACGACAAACACGAGCCAUUGUAAAGAAUCAGUUUGGAGAUGAUCCAACAUCAGUAUACUGUAGUGCAGGUGUAUUGUGCUGACCGUGAAGUAUUUUUGGUUAGUCGUUUAAAUUUUUGUGUGAAUUUAUAAAUGUAUUUUUAAAGGAAAAGAGCAGAACAGUAAUGUAUAAAUACCAGAGGCUGCAGUCUAAGAAGCCUUAGAAGAUUUGAUAUUAAAGGGGCCCUCUGUUGCCUGUGAGAUGAAACACAGUUCAAUGAUCCUUUUUCCUCCUGCUGUCUGUGUAUAAACUUAUGGGUUGCCUUUUAGGGAAAAUGCUGAGCUGAGCAGCGCUCCUUUAGCUGAAGGGUGGAGCUAAUUUCAGGGCCAGAAAAAUUCUGUGGAAGCCUAAAAUGACGAAGCUGUUUUAUUACAGAUCUAGAAAUACUUUUAAGCAUUACUAACUCCAUUUUUAAAUUACAGAUGAUAUAAAGAAUAAUAAUAAAAACCGUGCCUUGUAGAACAGCUUCUGCAGAGUCCCACUGGAAUGAAAAACACAGAAAGAGCAGUAUAUUUUUACUAGUCACUGAAAUGCCUGGUGAGCAGUGUGCAUGAUUUCUUGGUACACACCUCUACUUGGAAAUGUGAACAAGUAUUCAAGUGAUCACACACUAUAUUUGAGUAAAGGUCGGCUUUACAGACAGAUUCAAUUCCUUUCCAUUAAAGAUUCAUCACUGGCGGUGAUCUAGACCCGGACUCGCCUCUGCGCGUGUUCGAUCCACUUCUGUCUGAAGUCAUGAUUUUUCAAAUGCAGGAUUUUUGCAGGAAAGUCGCCAGUUUAUGUAUGUAUUUUGUUCUACUAACUACUGCUCAUGAACAUGUCAAACCGAUGAUUUAGACUGGAAUGUGAUUAUGAAUCAAGAAUGAGGUGUUCCUUUUAACACUCGGCCAUUCCUGUCUCUGCUGUUCUGUAGCAGUUCCGGUUACUACGCUUACCGUUUUCUAUUCGCUAUAAACUGCCUGAAAGUUUGAACUGGAAGAGUCAAUGAAAUAUGAAUACACUGAACUGUAAUUUAAAUGCACAUUUGUGAGUCCACAUAAACAUAUCAGAAGGAAAAGUGUUAAAACAUGUUUUAUAUUAAGCCAAGGUAUACUUUAGGUGCUGGUUCUCUUUCUCUCUGUGUGUGUGUGUGUGUGUGUGUGGGGGUGGGGUCCAUAAUUACCCAAAAGCUGUUUUAGAGAAAAUAUAACAUUAUGGAUUUAUGAUUAAGCACUAUUUAUGUGAAUUUAUAUAAAUGUCAUUUUAUUGUUGAAACCGUUGCAUUAAAUUUAAAUCUGAGUAUGCUGCAAUGUGUAUAUUUCAGUUCUAAUACCUAGCUUGUGCUUUUUUUUUGUUGAUACCAUAUUUCAUUCUCCAUUUAUAUCACUCUAAUUGUUACUUAAGUGUUGUAAUUUAUGGCUUGGUGAUGCCCAUAUUUUACUGUGCCAUAAACCCAUGCAAUACUGCUUCUUUUUUUUUUUUCCUUUUAUGGUGUUUAAAAUAUUAUAUAAUGUCUAUUCCUUCCUUUGCUAGAUCAGAAACUUUGUCAUAUUUCGCUUGAAAUGUUUCAGGUUGUAUUUAGUGCUAAUACGAUAGAUUUUGUGUUCUAGAUGUAUAUAUCUUUUUAUUUACUUACACUGUAUGAACCCACAAGAAUAAACUCUACCACUACA
Messenger RNA from Ictalurus punctatus (channel catfish), 4601 nucleotides. It is a transcript of the gene adam17a, whose product is annotated as ADAM metallopeptidase domain 17a. Gene Ontology annotation, cellular component: plasma membrane. Gene Ontology annotation, molecular function: metalloendopeptidase activity. Gene Ontology annotation, biological process: membrane protein ectodomain proteolysis; Notch signaling pathway. NCBI's taxonomy places the organism in Eukaryota, Metazoa, Chordata, Actinopteri, Siluriformes, Ictaluridae. The transcript has 19 exons. The coding region runs from base 329 to 2845 and encodes 838 amino acids. The record is from RefSeq and is a predicted model, not a curated record.